AUGAGCGCAACUUCCACACGCCGCCGCUGCUGCUUCUUAUUCUCGCUUCAUUGGAAAGGCAAACGCCGGGAGGCUGCUUUCAGAGCCACCCCCGGGAUGGGCUCUCUGGCGGCCCUGCAGACUGUCCUGGUGCUGGGCCUGGUGACCGGGCUGGCCGGGUGCGCCCCGGGGCUGAACGGGACGGCGGAUCGCUGGGAGGCUAUGUACUCCCGCUCCCUGGCGCGGAUCCCAGGGGAGAAGCGGGAGGAGGUCAGCCGGGACGGAGACUAUCUGCUGGGCAUUAAAAGGCUGCGGAGACUCUAUUGCAACGUGGGGAUCGGCUUUCAUAUUCAGGUGUUACCGGACGGUAGAAUAACGGGAGUACACAACGAAAACCGCCACAGUGUCCUGCAGAUCUCCCCGGUGGAGCGAGGGGUGGUGACCCUGCUGGGGGUCCGCAGCAGACUCUUUGUGGCCAUGAACCGGCGGGGGAAGCUGUAUGGAUCUUUACACUACAGCCACGAGUGUAAGUUCAGAGAGAAGCUCCUCGCCAACAACUACAACGCCUACGAGUCCAUCGCCUACCCCAAGAUGUUCAUCGGACUGAGUAAGAACGGCAAAACAAAAAGAGGAAACCGAGUGUCACCCGCCAUGACAGUGACGCAUUUCUUGCCAAGAAUCUAAUGGCCUCAUAAAUAAACUUCACCUCAGAACAGAGACAUGGGGGGGGAACCAUGAUGCACUU
Messenger RNA from Eleginops maclovinus (Patagonian blennie), 724 nucleotides. It is a transcript of the gene fgf4, whose product is annotated as fibroblast growth factor 4. The transcript has 3 exons. The coding region runs from base 1 to 663 and encodes 220 amino acids. NCBI's taxonomy places the organism in Eukaryota, Metazoa, Chordata, Actinopteri, Perciformes, Eleginopidae. Gene Ontology annotation, biological process: positive regulation of cell population proliferation; fibroblast growth factor receptor signaling pathway; regulation of cell migration. The record is from RefSeq and is a predicted model, not a curated record. Gene Ontology annotation, molecular function: growth factor activity; fibroblast growth factor receptor binding. Gene Ontology annotation, cellular component: cytoplasm.